Molecule: messenger RNA, 675 nt
Organism: Brassica napus (rape)
Lineage: Eukaryota; Viridiplantae; Streptophyta; Magnoliopsida; Brassicales; Brassicaceae
Product: cilia- and flagella-associated protein 251-like
Exons: 1
Coding region: 1-675 (224 amino acids)
Source: RefSeq, a predicted model, not a curated record
AUGUUGAGCAAGAGGUUGGGAAAGAGAAGGAUAACGUCGAUAACUGAGCAAGAGGCUGAUGACAAUGCUCAGAAAGAGAAUGAAAAAGAAAAAGAAAAUAACGAGGCUGAUAAGCAAGAGAAGGAAGACAGUGAGAGUGAGACUGAGAUUGAUGAGUUGAACCAAUUGAAGGAGAGAAGUAGAGCAGAUGCUAAUAAACUGUGGAAGGAACUUGAAGCUGAAGAGAAAGAUGAUGAAGAAGAGGUUGGAGGGAAACAAGAUGAAGAAGAAGGUGAAGAGAAAGAGUCUGAAACCAGUGAGGAAGAAAAGGAGAACAGUGAGGAUGAUGAGAAAGUUGAAGAAAAAGUGGUGGAAUCUGAGGCUGAAGGGGAAGAUGAUCAAGAAGAGAUUGGAGGGAAAGAGGAUCAAGAAGAAGAAGUUGAAGGAAAAGAGUCUGAAACCAGUGAGGAAGAAAAGGAGAAAAUUGAGAAUGAUGAAGCAGAGAUAGAAAAAGUGGUGGAAUCUGAGGCUGGGGAUCAAGAAGUUGAAGGAAAAGAGGAUCAAGCAGAAAUUAAUAAACCUCGGAUUAAGGUAGAGAUCAAUGAGUUUGGGGUUGAGGAAGAGAUUAAUGAGCCUCAGGUUGAGACGAAUAGAUCCAAUGAAACUCCAACACCACCACGUGGGAAUCGGACAUAG